AUGCCAGGAGCCAAUGAUCCAACAAAUACAACUUUUCCACAACAACCAAUUCAAGUCAAUUUAUUCACAAAAGCUCAUCAAAACUCAAAUUUUAAUUGCACAUCAGGUCAAACAAUCGAUGAUAUUUUUAGAUAUGUAGAAUGUGAUGAUAGACUUUUAUUUGCUGAGAAAACUUUAUAUUGGAGACAUAUUGCACCAACUGCACCUGAUACUCUAUUUUGUUAUCCAUUCCAAGAUGAAGAUCCUUUAAUAAUAAACCAAACACCCCAUGUUUACUUUAUUGGAAAUCAAAAAGAAUUUAAAACCUGUUUAUUAAAAGAAUGGCUCCGUAUUGUAGGAUUGGUCAAGAAUUCGUCUGCACCAACAAUAUUACCUGAGAAUCCUAACUGA
Messenger RNA from Entrophospora sp. SA101, 390 nucleotides. The record is from the annotation of a GenBank genome assembly. Lineage: Eukaryota; Fungi; Glomeromycota; Glomeromycetes; Entrophosporales; Entrophosporaceae.